Messenger RNA from Darwinula stevensoni, 2196 nucleotides. The record is from the annotation of a GenBank genome assembly. NCBI's taxonomy places the organism in Eukaryota, Metazoa, Arthropoda, Ostracoda, Podocopida, Darwinulidae.
AUGGACCUUUGCAUACAUUUGCUGAAUCAAGCCAAGGUAGAAGUGUCGCGCACAAGGAAGGAGUUGAGGACUUAUUUUAUAGAGAAAUGCACGAAUCUACAUGGAAUAACAAGAAAGAAGAGAGGAGGACGGAAAUAUGGACACGGAGAUAAUGGUGCUUCGCUACUAAAAGCAAAACUCCCUGAUCCUCAUGAAAUUCGCCGAGAUAUUGACGAGCUCAUAGAAUCUAUUCCUGAGAGAUCUGGAGAGAAGUUGAACUCGAUUGGAAAAUGUUUCAGUCAGAUGGAGACUAUCUAUGGGAAAAAUCUAACCGAGGAAGUCGUGGAAGCAGAAGAUAAGAAGCAGAAAGAUCCGUUCAUAUCGAUGGCACAUGACCUUCAAUAUGAAACAACGGAGGCGUUUUCACAUGAUAAGGAAGAGUCUGAAAACGGAGAAAGAAGUUGUUCAAAUGUCAUGCCUUCAAAAAUCCUGAAGAACUCGGCAUCAAAAGGGCGUCAAAGGAAGGCAUUCAAACGCUCCAAUGUUGAACGUAAAAGCGGCAAAACCACAUUGGCUGAAGAAAUGAAGAAGAUGGCUAAACUUUGCCAAAAAGGGCGAGAUGGAAAACCAGAUAUCUACGAGCUUCCGAAGUUACCGGAACUACAUCAUGAGAAUGGUCGGAAGACAACUAUGAUCAAUGGGCUUGCCAACUACGUCUAUGGCGUUCGGUGGGAAGACGGAUUUCGGUUCAGGAUCAGCACGGAAAAGGGAGAUCUGAAUGUGGACGACAGGGCCAACAGCCAGACCAAAGAAGUGACCGCCUAUUCUUUCAACUGGCAGGAUGGCAUGAUAUUCCCAUACACUCUCGUCGUUAUUGAUACUCCUGGAUUUGGGGACUCCGAAGGGAUUCAUAAUGACAUGGAACAUGUUUUUAAGAUGCGGGAGUUUUUCGAGCUCUCAGCGCAAUACGGUAUUGUCCAUAUACAUGGCGUUGGGUUUGUGCUGCCAUCAUCCUCAAGCAGGCUCACUGCAACAGAGAAGUAUAUAUUUCACUCCGUCACUCAACUGUUCGGAAUUGACACCAAGGAGAAAUUCAUGAUGUUGCUAAGCUUCUGUGAUGGAGGAGAGCCACUGGCUAUUCAAACAUUGAAAAGUGCUCAAUUCUUCUACUGCAAUCAUUACACUUUCAACAACUCUGCCCUUUUUGCGGGCAACAAUGACGCAUUGCAAAAGAAGUUCUGGGAAAUAGGAAUCAAUAGCAACAACAUGUUUUUAGAACAUCUGAGCAACACGGCACCCGUGAGCCUGGCUCUUACAAAGGAAGUGCUCACACGAAGAGAAGGCUUGGUGGAGAACCUAAAGCGAUUGGAGGCCGAUAUCAGAGAAGUGUCGUCAAAGAUUUCAAAUCUUCAAGACGAAUGUAAACAGCUCAAAAUGAAGAAAUCGGAUGUUUCUCAAAUUCUGGAUUUGGUUAAAGAGACUAUUAAAAUUCCGUUGGAGGUGGAAGUAGCGAUCAACUGUUCCCUAUGCAGACAGACAACCUGCGAAUAUCCAGCCACAGUAUCAAAGCCGAAGGACAUCAAGGAAAGCACAUGCAUGGAUCCUGACAUGAAAUUUACAUGUAGAAAAUGCGGAUGCUCCUGGAAGAGUCAUCAAUUGGAACGAAAGAGAUACGUCUUCAAUGUCGCUAAGUACAGGAAUCAUGAGAAUCCAGUAAAGCCCACCAAGAAAAAUAUUCAGCUACCUCGGGAGCAGAAACUCCGGCAGCUAACUAUUGAAAUUCUAAAGAUCCAGGUGGAACUGCUCGCUCGGGUCCAGCAAGCACAUUCGACUGCGCAGCGGCUCAAAGAAAUCGCCCUGAACCCGAACCCCCUACCAUUAGAGGAAUACAUAGACUUUCUCAUUGAUGCUGAGAAAAAGAACCAUGAGGUGGGGUUCGCAAAGCGAAUCGAGCAGCUAGAGCAGGUGAAGCAGGUGAACAAAGUUUGGAUGGAUAUCCUGGGGGAGAAUGAUUCAGAUGCCCAAGUGGAGCCGCCCGACGAUGGUAACGACCCGACCGGCGGCAUCCUUGCGAUCCAAGAAUUAGCCAUCCUGUUCUCUCCCACCCUUAUGGGAUCCCGCCCCUUUCACCCCCUGGAGUUACUCUCCUUUGCACAGAGGAAAACGGGACUCGAAGUAUUGUGCAUUUCCUGCAUGAAGACUCACAUCGAGGUGUGA